UCUUUAACCCAAUAUUUUGCUAGAAUAAAAAAAAGAGAAAUGCUCUUGGGAGUUGUCUCUCAAAAGAGUUUCAAGCCUCUUCUUCUCUUCUCAAAUUUCGCUCCUAACCCAAAAACUUUUCCCUCUUUUUCUUGUUAAUUUUGUAUUUUGUUCCCUCUCACUCUGUACAUCCACUAGUUCUAUUCGCCCAAGUACUUUAAGAAUUUGCCUCACAUUUAUAACUACCUUUUCAAUGCUCUACACUUUGAAUUCUUAGCUUCUGUGAGUAUCGGGUUUUACAGGUACCUGGCUGCUAGGAACUGUUCAGUGUUGAAGGCUGGUCCUCGUGUCUCAUUUAAAUCUGGGUGUGUUGACUGCUGAGACUAGCAGAUAUUUUGAUGAUUGUUGCUAUAAUGGUUGAAUAUUUUGGAUGAUAGUGGUCAAAAGAUAGAUAGGUUCAGAAAUCCAAGUGUACAAUCUGUACGUCCUAUCAGCCAUGGAAUGUAACAAAGAGGAGGCUAUCAGAGCAAAGGUAAUCGCUGAGCAGAAGAUGCAAAAUGGUGAUUUUGAGGCUGCGAAGAAGUUUGCAUUGAGGGCACAGAAAUUGUUUCCCGAGCUUGACAACAUAACCCAAUUGAUGGCAGUUUGUAAUGUUCACUAUUUUGCAAAACACAGCAUAUACGGGUCAGAAAAGGAUUGGUAUGGGAUUCUUCAAACCGAACAGUCAGCUGGUGAGAGUUUAAUCAAGAAGCAGUUUAGAAAGCUUGCACUAUUGCUUCAUCCGGACAAGAAUAAAUUUCCUGGUGCUGAGGCUGCUUUUAAGCUAAUUGGGGAAGCAAACAGGGUACUUUCAGACCAAAUGGCACGUUCUCAAUAUGAUUUGAAGUGUAGAGUCUUAGUGAAAACUAUACCAAAGCCAACUUUUCACCCAUCAAAUAGGGCAUCCUCUGUCAAUAGUCAGUCUGGUUUUGCUAACAACUACAAGAAUUGUUCUUCAAAUUUCACAGCUUCGAAUGCCUAUCAACAAGCACAACAUCUAACAUUUUGGACCCUCUGCAGUGUUUGUGGUUUCAAGUUCCAGAGUGACAAAGAUUUUGUGAACAGGAUGUUACGUUGUCUUUCAUGUGGAUCCAUCUUCAUUGCCCAUGACUUGGGUCCUCAGGGAUACUCAUGGAAUCAGUUCUCCAAUCAGGUCCCUUAUAACACAUCUUCGCAUUACAAUAGUGGCAAGCCUUCUGGUGUCCACAUCCCACAUAAAUUUGCCGAGUCUGCUCCCAUUCCAAAGGCAGGAAGCUUUCAGGUUGGUGGUUCUAAGAAACAAGAGAAAGUAGGGGUUAAAAUGCACCAGUCUAAGGAGGGGUUCACAGCUCAGAAAGUAGAUGAGAGUUCAAACAUGAGAGAUAGAAAGAAAGGUGUUGAAAAGUGUAAGCCCACUGCCGCAAAGCCAAAGGAAUCAGGAACUUCAAGAAAUGCCAAGAAGAAGAGAGGGUGGAAGUCAGUAGAAGAGUCUGAUGUAAGUUGUGAAACUGGCAGGGGAAUCAAAGUUGAAAAUGUGGUUCUCAAGGAAGAUUGCAAUAGUAAUACUAGGGAAAAUUCAAAUGUGAAUGAAGGCCAUCCUUCUAGGAGACCUUCAAGGCAAAAACAACCUAUUUCUUAUGAGGAAAAAAUAGCAGAUGAUGAUGAUGAUUUUGAAAGCCCAUAUAAAAAGUCCAAGGUAAUGACACCACCCAAUGCCAAUGAGGGAAAGGUGGAUGAUGAGGUAAUGAAAAAGGAUAAUUCUGGUGGCUUUACAACUGCUGCAGAUGUAUGUAAGAAAGAAGUCAAACAGAAAGCAAGUGAUCGUCCUGAAGAGGAUGUCAUGAAAAAGAAAAGGAAAACUGUAGAGUCUAAAGGGAAGGAAGAGGAAACUGUUAUACUUGAUAAAAAUAAGGUGCAACAGUUUGAUAGUGGUUUUGAGUCAAGUAGAGACGUGAAUCCAACUCCUCAGGAACUUGAAUACCCUGAUCCUGAGUUCACUGAUUUUGAGAAGUACAGGUCUGAGAACAUUUUUGCUGUUAAUCAAGUCUGGGCUAUAUAUGACACACUGGAUGGCAUGCCAAGAUUUUAUGCACGGGUGAAGAAGGUGUACCGUCCUGGUUUUAAGCUACAAAUUACUUGGCUAGAGCCUGACCCGGGUGAGGAAAAUCAGCAGAACUGGGUCGAUCUGGAUCUGCCUGUUUCUUGUGGCAAGUACUGCAAUGGGUCAUCAGAGGUAUGUGUAGAUCGUCUAAUGUUCUCCCAUUGGAUUGACCCCAUAAAACUUUCCAGUAAAUGCUUUUUUGUUUAUCCUCGGAAAGGGGAAAUUUGGGCUCUCUUCAAAGAUUGGGAUGUUAAAUGGGUUUCAGAGCCAGAAAAGCAUAAACCACCGUACCAGUAUGAUUUUGUGGAGGUUCUCACUGAUUUUGAUAAGGAAGUUGGCAUUGGGGUUGCUCAUUUGGGUAAAGUGAAAGGGUUUGUCAGUAUUUUUCGACAAACUGAACGUGAUGGUGUUAUCUCAUUUCAGAUUUCAUCAUUUGAGCUUUAUAGAUUUGCACAUCAAGUUCCCUCAUUCAGAAUGACUGGCAAUGAAAGAGAAGGUAUACCUGUGGGAUCUUUUGAGUUGGAUCCUGCUGCUCUUCCUACUUACCUUUUUGAGCUGGUUGAUUCUGGUGAUAUGAAGCUGAGUAAUCACAAUGCCGAAAAUUGUUCUAGUCCUAAUCAUCCUCAAAAUCAAGCAAAAGCUACAAUAGAUUCAGAGAGGAAUCUCACUCCUGUAAAUAAUCAUAAGGGUAAUAUUGAAAAGGAAGCCUCUGUGUCCAGAAAAUCUACAAGGGGUUCACGUUGUGUGCUUAAAGAUCAUGGUGGUCAAGUUGACGCGGUUUAUCACAAGAAUGAGGAUGAAAGUAUCGAAGCUAUAAGAGAUUGCAACUUGAUUCAGCCCAAAGGAAGUUCUAUUUCAAAUGAUGCUGUCCAGGAGAUGAACACCCAGAAAAAGUGUGAGAAAAUUGAUCUCACUACAGAUUGCCUAAAACCUCGUAGGUCACCGAGCGAUUUGAGCAGCAGUCAAGCAAAUGCAUGUCAAAAUGACACUAGGGAAAAUGGCGAGAAGCAUUUAGUUUCCAACAAAAAUGAAAAGCAUGGCAUUUUUGGUAAUACAGAAGGAAAAGUUUCCUUGAAUCCAGCUGUUGGUAACAUGCAUUUACAUGAGGGGGGUGGUGGUACAGUUGAUGUUACUAAAAGCUCAAGUGUCUCUACACCAAUGUCUCUAGCACGGAAAACUUCAAAUUUAGAGUGUUAUGAUUUUAAGAGGGAGAAAUCCGAGGACAAAUUCUCUGUUGAUCAGAUAUGGGCAUUGUAUUGUGGGGAUGGAAUGCCGAAGAACUACUCCCAAGUUAAGAAGAUCGAAGCUACUCCUGAUUUCAGAUUGCAUGUGGCACUGCUGGAGGUGUGCUCAAGACCCAAAGACUUGAAAUUGCCCAUUUGUUGUGGGAUAUUUAAAGUUAAAAGUGGUCAAACCAAGGUUGUCUCCUGUAAUGAAGUCUCGCAUCAAGUAAGAGUUGAGCCCACAGGAAAGAACAGAUUCAAAAUUUUCCCUAGAAAGGGGGAGGUUUGGGCAAUAUAUAAGAGAUGGAGCUCUGCAGAUUCAGACUUGGGUAAAGGUGAAUGCGACAUUGUGGAAGUGUUGGAAGAUAAUGAAAAGAAAAAAAAAGUUAUGGUUCUCUCAUGUUUAAACAGUUCUAAACCACUUUAUAGGGCUCCAAGAAGUCAAAGAUCUACAAGUGGUGUUCUUGAGAUUCCAGAGACUGAAUUUGCUAGAUUUUCUCAUCAGAUUCCAGCUUUCCAGCACACAGGAGAGGAUAGUCGCUGGAGAGGAUAUUGGGAGCUCGAUCCCUCUGCCUUGACCGGUAUUAUUUGUUUAGACUGAAUUGCUAUUCCCCUCAUGUCAGUGUAACCAGGAGCUUCUCGGAGUAUGCUCCAUGGGAGACAAUGGAAAGAACUUGGUAGAAACUUAACCCAAUUGAUUUUUCCCCUCUUAUGCUAGAUAUCUUGCUUGCCUUAACCAUCAGCCAUUUUGUUUUGGCCAAAAUUGAUGUUUAAGCCUUCCGAAUAGUGAAGUAAUGCAUGUCUUAUUUUAAUUUUCA
Messenger RNA from Hibiscus syriacus, 4139 nucleotides. RefSeq lists its product as uncharacterized. Lineage: Eukaryota; Viridiplantae; Streptophyta; Magnoliopsida; Malvales; Malvaceae. The transcript is spliced from 3 exons. The record is from RefSeq and is a predicted model, not a curated record. Bases 476 to 3922 code for a protein of 1148 amino acids.